GCUGCACUUGAAACUGUACGAGACAUAACGUAGCUUCACGUCUCAUUAGAGACAUGGGUGGUUCUACCCUUGAUGACCCCUUGUCUGAGCGGUAUAACAAAUUGGGCUGCUCAAUUUCUCCACUGGAUAAGGAAUCUGAUGACUACAAGAUGAUCUUGAAGUACAUGGAGAAGACCUACGAACCUGUCAAAGUUGGAGAUGUUGAAUAUGGGGUCUCUGUCGAUAACAUAUUUGUCAUCGAGUCAAGUGCUAGCCCAUCUCUGGACGAAAUAAAGAAGUUGCCGAACAAAGUCCUCUUAUGGUGUGAACACGGAGCUCAAAUAUGUUUAGGCACUUGCAUAAGGGUUUCUUGCCUGCAAUAUGCUCUCUCCGUGUUCCAGGCUAUAUGGUAUUGUAGUUACAAGUCCUAUGUCGGCAUGAUUUAAUGUGCUUGAUGUUCU
This is a messenger RNA of Malus domestica (apple), 440 nucleotides long. The record is from RefSeq and is a predicted model, not a curated record. NCBI's taxonomy places the organism in Eukaryota, Viridiplantae, Streptophyta, Magnoliopsida, Rosales, Rosaceae.